Messenger RNA from Caenorhabditis elegans, 1571 nucleotides. RefSeq names its product C-type lectin domain-containing protein (gene clec-206). NCBI's taxonomy places the organism in Eukaryota, Metazoa, Nematoda, Chromadorea, Rhabditida, Rhabditidae. The transcript has 9 exons. Gene Ontology annotation, molecular function: carbohydrate binding. The record is from RefSeq and is marked reviewed. Bases 23 to 1438 code for a protein of 471 amino acids.
AACUUUUCUCAGUUGACUUCAAAUGCUACUUCAACUAUUUCUUUCUCUUUUUCUUGCUUCUUAUGCAAAAAGUGCGUGUUUUGACGGUCGAGAUAAGGAAAUCAAAGGGUUAUGCUUCACGUUCGUGCCCCAACAGAUGACAUUCAAUGAUGCUCGUAAUUGGUGUCAUCAUCAGAAUCCAGUCACUUCUUCUUUUUUGGCAUAUGUUCCUGAUCAGUAUACCAGCAAUUUUUUGGCCUAUGAUGCUCGAACGGCUUUUGAAACAAAGAACGGAAAUUUUUGGAUUGGGCUAAGCCGAAACAGGUCUUCAAGUCCAUUUGUUUGGGAUAACGGGCGUCCAGUGACCUACACAAACCUCGGCACUCAACUCGGUCAAAAUAAUUUGGCUCAAAGUGUGGUGAACACAAAAUGGAAUGCAUUUGGAGAGAACGACAAGAACUUCUUUGUGUGCAGUUAUGAUCCUGCUGCUCCACCAACUUUUUCACCUCCAGUUAUUACUUCGACUCGAGAACCUAGAACAGAAGACAGUUUCUGCAAACGAACCGACCGAGUGACACUACUUUUUGCAUUUUCAAAUGAUUUCAAUUCGCAAACUGUGAGACAAUCGUGGGACAGAAAAACUUUGAACUUGGCCCAGUAUUCCGGAUACGCAAUUGCAAGAUUUGAUGUUCGUGUGGCAGAAAGCAUUGCUUAUUUCACGGAUUAUAGAAGCGCCACGGCAUAUUUGCACUCUCAUCUUCCUGAUCCAAGAUUGGGAUUCGGCGACAAAACGACAGGGAGUGAUUCUCUGCAAGUUAUUGAGAAAUUCUACAACAAUAACGAUAUUCCCACUUGCGGAUCGAUUAUCUUGAUCCUUUCUAAACGUCAUCCGAAUAAUGCGGACAUCUCAAAAACAGUAUCACUUGUGAGACAACAUCAUGGAAUAAUUCAUGCGGUUUGUUCAGUUGCACCGUCAGGCGGAACCCAAUCAAAAGCGAUGUAUAAUUUAACAUCCAAAACGAAUGGAGUGUGUAAUAUUGGAGAAGACGGGGACUUUGAUGAACUAAUGGAUUAUAUUCCUAUUUAUGAUGCUCCGUAUCCAAUUUACUGUGCCAACCCGGUUCUCUCCGGUCAAAACAUAACGGAGCUGCCACAAAUGAACAUUCCGUUUUCAAAUGAAUAUUGGGUGGCUUUAACAAUUCAAGAUCACGCUCCCAUUGAUUCCAUUCGGUCACUUCAUUUUUUCAUAACAAAAACAAACGACAAGUACAGCAUCAUUGACUGGCAGGUUUACCCGGCGAGUUUUAAUGGAAUUCUUACCGGUAAUGGGUUUACUUUAAGCCCGGUGACUUACAGUAUGGAACUACAAUAUGACUACACAAAUGAAGCUGAAGAAGCCACUCAAUUCAGAGUGUACAGUAUAAGUCCUCCUCAAGAUUGGCUUCCAUACUGUGAUUAAAUCCGGCAUUUCAACCUUGGCUGAUUGGACUAGUUGACUCCGAUUUGAACAAAUUCCAAUAAAAAUUAUUUUCUCUCGACAUUAUUUUAUGCUGCAUUUAGUACUGCUCGUCAAAAUAAAAUUUAAUUUUUGC